Aspergillus versicolor CBS 583.65 is the source of this 700-nucleotide messenger RNA. RefSeq lists its product as uncharacterized. The transcript has a single exon. Bases 91 to 483 code for a protein of 130 amino acids. The record is from RefSeq and is a predicted model, not a curated record. NCBI's taxonomy places the organism in Eukaryota, Fungi, Ascomycota, Eurotiomycetes, Eurotiales, Aspergillaceae.
AUAUAACUGCACUCUCUUGUUUCUGUUUUUGUCUCUGUGUCUCUCAGCUUCUCCCCCGUCUGAUAGACUCAAUCAGCUCAAUUGAUCUUCAUGGAGCAAGCAUCAGCAAAAGACCUCAGCGAGAUUCUCGUCCGAUUCCUCCUCCGGUUCGAGUACGACGACAACGAGCGCCUCUCCCAGGCCGAGCUUGAAGCCAUCUACAACUUCGUGCUCCCAUACAUCCCGGGAAACAAAAAGAUCGUGCGUGAGAUGGCCGACUACGUAGACUGCGCCUUCUCCUUCCUCCUACUGGAGAUCCGCCAGGCAGUGGCACUGUACGACGCGUUUCAAAUGUCAAUGGACAACAUCCCCGUCGAACAACACGACAGCCUCCAGGGUCUGUGCGCGCAGCUCUCGGCCGGCGACAAAGUGCAGCACCCGGUCUGGGGCGAGUUCUUCAAAGCAAUCCCCCUACUGCUCAAGGACUACGGACCCUACGUGUAGACAACGCUGUUACGCGGCGCGCUGGAGUUCAUCCAGGCGACUUGCCUUGAGUGGACCCUGUUUCGGGGCCACGCCGACUCGUAUCCGAGCUAUAUCCGGCGCGUAGGGACCAGUCCAGACUUCCAUUUGCUUCCCCGAGGCUGAGUUCCCCAGUUCCCCCAGGAGAAGUACCUCUCGCUCAUCGCGUCCCUGGAGGCCGAGUCGGAGGACUUUGUAG